GAAUGCUGCGGCGGGACUCCUGCAAAAAAAGCCGCAUCUUCACUCGCUCCAUUAGCGACAUCCCGCCAGCAGCCGGCGAGGAUUAGCUGCUAAUUGUCGGCCAUCUCCCGCUGAAGAAAGGAGCUAAAUGAAGAUCUCGCUUACUUCCUUGCUGGUUUUCUCCUGCUUCUCGAGUCAAGUGGCCGUGGAAGCGCUCGCGUGUCCUUGCAAGUUGCGGGGAUGUGAUGUGUCGGCACUGCGGGCGGGUAACACGAUCAAGAACCUGCUCCUAAGCACGCUGGAGGCUUUUUGCCCAAUAACACUAAAACCUAGAAAGUGUGUCCAGAAAGAAGAGUGGCAAUAGAAGUUGACAAGACCUCAGAAUAAAAGCGGGACAGGACAGGACAGGACAGGACAGGACAGGACAGGACAGGACAGGACAGGACAGGACAGGACAGAAGCCUCCGAGUGGGCGAGCAAACCGAGUCGGAUAUAGAAAGGAGGGAGCCAUGCAGAGACUUGGUGCAGUCCUACUGCUGCUGCAGCUGCUGACUCAGCUACCAGCUGCACACUCUGCUCUACGCUACCGCGUAGCGGAGGAGGGCCCCCCUGACGUCAAGAUAGGCAACGUGGCCGCAGACCUGGGCCUCACCGCAGGCACGGGAAGCGGCGACGUCACCUUCGCCCUGGAGAGCGGCUCCGAGUUCUUCAAGAUCGACAACGUGACCGGCGAGCUGACGACAGGCCCCAGGCGCAUCGACAGGGAGAAGCUGCCCCAGUGCCAGAUGAUUUUUGACGAAAACGAGUGCUUCUUGGACUUUGAGGUGUCGGUGAUUGGGCCCCUGCAGAGCUGGGUGGAUUUGUUCGAAGGCCGUGUAGUCAUAACUGACAUAAAUGACAACACGCCGUCCUUCCCCUCACCUGUUCUCCAGCUCUCUGUGGAGGAGAAUCGUCCAAUCGGGACUCUUUACCUGCUGCCCACUGCCACAGAUAGAGACUUUGGACGAAAUGGAAUCGACCGAUACGAGCUGAUCCAAGAAGGUGCCGGUGGGUCAACGUCAACCAGACGCACGACAGGAGGUAGAGUAGACGGGCUUGGGGAUAGGAGGGGUAGGAGUGGAGACAAUGGAGGAGGAGCUAGGAGCACCGUGUUUGAACUCCAAGUAGCAGAUAUACCAGAUGGUGAAAAACAACCUCAACUCAUUGUCAAAGGUAUGUUGGACCGCGAACAAAAAGAUUCGUAUGAACUGAUCCUGCGGGUUCGAGAUGGAGGAAACCCCCCACGUUCAUCCCAAGCUCUGCUUCGUGUUUCCAUCACGGAUGUCAACGAUAACAGCCCGCUUUUCGAAAGGUCCACGUAUGAGGCGGAAAUGGCUGAAAACGCGCCCCCGGGCACACCCGUCCUCCAGGUGAGAGCUUCAGACCGUGACAUCGGAGUGAACGGGCAGGUGGAAUACGUCUUUGGCGCGGCCACAGAAUCUGUCCGACGUCUCCUGCGGCUGGAUGAGGCCACGGGAUGGCUGAGCGUCCUUCACAGAAUUGACAGGGAAGAAGUAGCUCAGCUGAGGUUCACCGUCACGGCUCGGGACAGAGGUCAGCCACCGCGCACCGAUCGAACCACAGUCAUUCUGGCGGUCCGUGAUGAAAACGACAACGUCCCGGUUGUAGAGAUUCGGAAGAUCGGACGAAUCCCGGUGCGAGAUGGAGCCGCGUUGGUACCUGAGAACGUUCUGGUGGACACGCCGGUCGCUCUGGUCCAAGUGUCAGACCGAGACCAAGGAGAGAACGGGGCUGUUACUUGUACUGUUGUUGGUGACGUCCCAUUCACCCUGAAGCCAGCUGGGGAAACGGCGCUCCCACCUUUACCAGCAGAUGAAGCCUUUGACAGGAACAAGAAAAAAUUCUUCCUGCAUACCUCGGCAUUGCUGGACUACGAAGUCACUAAAGAAUAUAGCGUCACCAUCGUGGCAGUGGAUUCUGGCAGCCCCAGUCUCUCCAGCAACAGUUCCCUGAUGGUGCGAGUGGUCGACUAUAAUGACCACCCCCCUAUCUUUGCCCAAAGUGUCGUGGACGUCCACUUCGCUGAGAACAACUCCCCCAACGAGAGGGUCGUUACAGUGGUGGCCUCAGAUGCAGAUAGUGGCAAGAACGCAGAGCUAGCUUACUCCCUGGACCCUGCAGCAAAUGGACCAUUUUACAUAGAUCCAGAUAAUGGAGAUAUCCGUGCCUCUGGCGUACUGGACAGAGAGCAAAAAGAGAGGUACGAACUUCAAGUUAUUGCUAAGGACAAAGGCACCCCUCCUCUUCAAGGCUCAGCAAGUGUGGUCAUCCAGGUGACUGACCGUAACGACAACGCACCCAAGUUUGUUCAGGAAGUGUUUACGUUUUACGUGAAAGAGAACCUGCUUGCCAACAGCCCGGUUGGCAUGGUCACCGUGACCGACGCUGACGAAGGUGAGAAUGCGGAGCUCAGCCUCUUUGUAGAGAUGGAUGAUGAGAAGAUUGUGGGAGAAAGUGGUGCAAAAGAUCAAGAGGAGGUGUUCUCCAUUGAGAACAACACAGGCACAAUCUUCUCCUCCUUGUCGUUUGACCGUGAAAAACUGUCCACUUAUACCUUCCGCGUGAGGGCUGUAGAUGGGGGAGAGCCACGUAAAACCGCCACGGCCACCGUAUCGCUGUUUGUGACUGAUGAAAACGACAACGCCCCCGCCAUCACGUCUCCAGCCAAUGAGUCCUACACUCUCCUUCCGCCUGCUAGCAGUGCCCGCACUAUUGUCCGGACCGUGACAGCCAUAGACUCUGACACAGGCCCAAACGCCGACCUUCACUACGCCUUGGUUGGAGGAAAUCCCUUCAGGCUCUUUGAGAUCGGCCACUCAAACGGUGUGAUCACACUGGCAGAGCCGCUGGAGCGGCGCCACAGAGGUCUGCAUCGCCUGGUGGUCCGGGUGAAUGAUAGUGGCUCCCCCUCACUCUGCGCCACUGCCCUGGUCCACGUCUUCAUCAACGAGAGCUUGGUCAACGCCUCCCUCGUGGAAGCACAGGUAAGCCGAAGCCUGCUGGCUCCGCUGUCGCUGGACAUCGCAGGGGACCCAGACAGUGACCGGGCUUUAGGCAAACAGCGCCUCAGCGUCGCCAUAGGUGUGCUGGCUGGAGCCGCAGCCGUCAUCUUGGUCAUCCUCCUUGUGGUCACUGCCAGGCAAUGUGGCACCCAAGGCAAGAAUGGCUACGAGGCCGGCAAAAAGGAGCCAGAGGAAGACUUCUUCAGUCCUUCGGGGGCUCAACCACAGGUGGGCCGUGGCGGCGGAUCCGACCGAGGCCGCAAACCUCGACGGGACAAACGCAAUGGAAGCGGUGGCGGUGUAGCAGCUGCAGGUGCCAAGUCGGACAGGUCCCUAUACAGCGGCAUCGUCACUGUCAACGGACUUCGCCGCCACGGCAACGAGGAAGAGGAGGAGGAUAUAAGCGGUGCAAGCGAGCGCCUGGCAGCACGCUACUGCGCCGUCGACGGUGAUCCCGGCAGCCCGAGGAUGGGUGGCGGCAGAAGACACCAGUCCAGCCCGGAUUUGGCCAGACACUACAAGUCCAGCUCGCCUCUCCCGGCCGUCAACCUCCAGCCUCACUCGCCUCCAGCCGAGGGGAAGAAGCACCAGGCGGUCCAGGAGCUGCCGCCCUCCAACACCUUUGUGGGCAGCGGGGGCUGCGUGGGUAGCACCGCUUCCAGCAGCAGUAGCGGCAACGGCGACGCCAUGUCCUUGGGAUCUGACCAGUGCUCAGAGUAUGGCUGCCAGACUGGGAACAGGUACAACAAACAGGUAAGACACCUCGGAAGUGUGACACUCGUUUGUUUCCACUGUAAACUCUGCAAAAUGUCCCCACUUCUUUCCGACAUGCUCGUUGUCCGCUUCCUCGCCAGCUUCAUUUCUUCCUGUUCAGGCAUCUGCUGCUCACAUCUAAAGAGCGCAGCAUCUCAAGCCGGAAUGUGCGCGCUCAACAUCAUGCAUUAG
Entelurus aequoreus (snake pipefish) is the source of this 3986-nucleotide messenger RNA. RefSeq names its product protocadherin 7a (gene pcdh7a). NCBI's taxonomy places the organism in Eukaryota, Metazoa, Chordata, Actinopteri, Syngnathiformes, Syngnathidae. Gene Ontology annotation, cellular component: plasma membrane. Gene Ontology annotation, molecular function: calcium ion binding. The record is from RefSeq and is a predicted model, not a curated record. The transcript is spliced from 5 exons. Bases 489 to 3986 code for a protein of 1165 amino acids. Gene Ontology annotation, biological process: homophilic cell-cell adhesion.